This is a messenger RNA of Anopheles marshallii, 2427 nucleotides long. RefSeq lists its product as uncharacterized. The record is from RefSeq and is a predicted model, not a curated record. Gene Ontology annotation, biological process: signal transduction. NCBI's taxonomy places the organism in Eukaryota, Metazoa, Arthropoda, Insecta, Diptera, Culicidae. Bases 1 to 2427 code for a protein of 808 amino acids. The transcript has 6 exons. Gene Ontology annotation, molecular function: GTPase activator activity.
AUGUCCAGCUGGGCCCAGCGGAUGCACCGCCGGGCGGCGACCUUCGGCAGCGUGGUAACGUCCUGCGGCCAUCCCGGCACCCCGUACCCGAACCGGCUGGAGAAGGUAAAGUUUGGGGUGCCGCUGGAGGAUGUGUGCAAGAACGAUAUACCCGGGCCGCUGCUGGUGUUGAUACUGAAGCUCAACAAGGAGGCACCGUGCCGGAAGGAUGUGUUCCGGGCGCCGGGCAAUCAGGGCGCGAUGAAGAAGCUGAUCCACUUCCUGCAGCAGGGCCGGCUGGUGAACGUGGACAACUAUUCAGUGUACACGAUCGCGAGCGUGCUGAAGAAGUUCCUGCGCAAGAUACCGGGCGGUGUGUUUGGCCGGGACGGUGAGGCAGAGCUGUUCCAGAUAGUCGACCUAGACGAUGAGGUGCAGCAGCAGGAGAAGAUUCACAGACUACUUAUGUCACUGCCAGGCCACACGCAGCGUUUGCUGGUGUUGCUGUUCGGAACAUUCCGCGUGAUCGCCAGCAACUCCGAACGCGCCGAAACGGGUAUGACGAGCGAAGCGCUGGGAGUCUCGGUGGCGCCCAGCUUCUUCCAGUCGUGCGUUAGCGACGGCAAGACGGCACGCAUGAAGGAUGUGCUGCGAUUUAAGGUGGCGACUAAAAUAAUGAAGCAGAUGAUUGAACAAUUCACCGCCUGUGAUCUGUUCGGGCGCGUCAACUAUGAGUAUUAUGCACGGGUAACCGGGCGUGUCCUGCGAGUGCAAGACGAAUGGAUAUGCUCGUUUCGUUAUCCACCACCGCCACGGGGCAAAACAGCACAACAGCAUUAUGCGCUAAAACUAGCUUUAGAGACCGAAAAAACCUGGCUACAGUGUGAAUGUGAACGAUGGGGUCUAAUCGCUCAGGAGGAAUCGCAUUCAACACCGGCCCUAUUGACCACGGGCGGUCCGAACGUAGGUAACUCGGCUGUAUCUCUCGGCAUCAUUCCAGAGCACUCAUUGCUUGAAUCAUGCGCUCGGCUUUCUGUGUCGCUUGAAGGCCCAGGGAUAUUCAAUGUGCAAAAGUCCAGCUGCUCCUCGUCGUCCCAUUCGUCAUCGUCUAAUACACGGUCCGGUUCGCAGCAUCACAUGACCAUGGACGAACUGCGGGCCGUUAAUCGGUACGCGGAAAGUACCAAGAGCCUUUCCUACCUGCCGCAGGUGCACGAACGGCAAGCGGCAAGGAUGCGUACCAGGUCCGAGUGGUUCCUGGGGGCACGGGGCAGCUCGCUAGAACUGUGCCACGACGGUACCGGCUCGUUGAUUCAUCCACAGAUUGUCACCUCGACACCGAUCCCGGGAGCGAUCGGUCACGGUCACCAUCCGCAUGGAAUAAUCGGUACCUAUGCUAGUAUAGAUAAUUUGAACGAUGUUGAUGUUAACCAAGACCAUGAGAACCACCAUCAACAUCACUGUCACUACAAGCAAUACCAUUACAAUCAUAACACACACGAUCAUCAUCCACACACACCUCCGGAAGUGCAAAUGUCAAGUGAUCCUCAUUCGCCUCGCUGCACCGCUAUUAAUAAAGAACACUUCGCUGCACCUAGUGCUAGUAACAGCAACCGAGUGUGCUUAUCAAACGAUCGUCAUCCCCAUGCAUCUAAUGUCCCUUCAGCCUGUGGGAACUCUUUGUGCCUCCCUGGGAAAGAGCAUCAAACACAGCACAAUGUGUCAUUGGAAAAGUACGUACAUCCUAAACAUACGGAUAAUGAAAGGCUCGGACACCUUUCCGACGAGGAUAAUAAUUUUCCAACUCCGCCCAGCAUGAGUACCGACGAUGACGACGAUGAUCUGAUGAUGAUGCGUGACGAGAUCGAUGGGGACGAAAAUGACUUUGCCAUCUCCCAGAGCCAUCAUUUCGAUAUGCGUGCCGAAAAUCGACGUCGUCGUCGGCGACGUGCCUUGCUGCGGCGCAACUCGUACGAUCGGAUAGUAGAAUCGGGAUCGUUUCUGCCAGGGGACGGAUCCUGUGCGAAACCAACCUCUUCUAUCGUUACCCACGCACGUCCUAUUGGCGAUGUACCAAGCGGAUCCGGUCUCUCAAAGCGCCCAAUAUCUGCUCCAACCCCGGGAGAGACAAAGAGUAAACCCAGACCCCUGCCACCAUCCGGUCGGUCACGGGUAGAAGAAGGCAAGCAUGCCAUGACUAAUCCUAACAGUGUUGUUGCCGCUUCUACCUCACUCAGUAAAGCCACCACCACCACUCCUAAUCCAUCCUCCCGGCGUCCUUUGGUAGCAUCGCCAAAUGAUAGCACGCUCGCUGGCCGCAAGAGUCAUAAACGGCGCAACAGUAACGUCAGUCAAUCGUUCUCGGUCGGAAACGGAAAUUCUACAACGCUUUCGCGCCAAAGCAAUCUUUCGAUGAUUGUGUUUUCGGUGUUAGAUUUUCUGUUCUAA